This is a messenger RNA of Plasmopara halstedii, 186 nucleotides long. RefSeq lists its product as uncharacterized. The record is from RefSeq and is a predicted model, not a curated record. Bases 1 to 186 code for a protein of 61 amino acids. Lineage: Eukaryota; Oomycota; Peronosporomycetes; Peronosporales; Peronosporaceae. The transcript has 2 exons.
AUGGUCCGAGUAUGUGUGCUACUAACGCCGUGCUUACAGCCGCUUUCUAUCGUAGACGCAAGCUUUACACCAAACUCGCGUAGUGUCAUUCUUUGCUCAGUUGAAAGCCCUAAAGAAAAUCUGCGCUGGCAAUCAAAGAAUGUUCGAGUGAGCAAGCACGCUGGAGAAUCAAAUAACCGCUUUUAA